AUCUAACAAAAACCCAACUCUCCCUUCCACCUCAGCAAUCUCUCUCGCUCUCUCUCUCUCUCUCUCUCUCUCUCUCUCUCUCUCUCUGUGUUUUGUCUCUGUGUUGGUGUUUGGAAUCUCCGGCCACCAUAGCUGAGACAUUGAGAGAGGGGUUUUUGAUUUUUCAGAGUAUGGAAUCAGGUGGUGGGGAGUACCUGAAAUUGUUCGAGGAAGAGACCACUCUUUACAACCACAUUGUUCUGGGAAAUCUUCUCCCUUGUAGGCUGUGGUACCCACUCCCCCACUUCUUCCAGACUUGGCUUCGAAACUACAUUGCCGGUACCUUGCUUUACUUCAUCUCCGGCUUCUUAUGGUGUUUCUAUAUUUAUUACUGGAAGCGCAAUGUCUAUGUGCCUAAAGAUGCCAUUCCCUCUAAUAAGGCGAUGCUCUUGCAAAUAUUUGUUGCCAUGAAGGCCAUGCCAUGGUAUUGUGCGCUUCCAGCUAUUUCUGAGUACAUGGUUGAAAAUGGCUGGACAAGGUGUUUUUCAAGAAUUAGUGAUGUCGGUUUGCCUGCCUACCUCAUCUAUCUAGUAAUCAAUCUUGUGGUUGUGGAGUUUGGAAUUUAUUGGAUGCACAGGGAACUUCAUGACAUAAAACCACUGUAUAAAUAUCUUCAUGCUAUCCAUCACAUCUACAACAAGCAAAAUACUCUCUCUCCAUUCGCUGGUCUGGCCUUCCACCCGCUUGAUGGGAUAUUGCAGGCAAUACCGCACGUCAUCGCACUAUUUAUUGUGCCAAUGCAUUUUACUUCACACCUAGCGCUCUUAUUUAUCGAGGCAAUAUGGACGGCAAACAUUCAUGACUGCAUCAAUGCCAACAUAUGGCCUAUAAUGGGUGCUGGCUACCACACCAUUCACCACACUACAUAUCGCCAUAACUACGGCCAUUACAGUAUAUGGAUGGAUUGGAUGUUUGGAACUCUUCGGGAUCCAAUGGACGAAGGAUCAAAGAAGGUGAUGUGAUGUACUUGCUGUAUCGACUGCUUUUCAGUCCUCAAGAUUUUUCUAGUGAUGUCAAGGUGUUAUUAGUUGAUUUUGUUAUUGUGUGAUCUUUGCAUGUAAAAAAUAUGCUGGUUGGUAGUUUUCCGGAACUUAAGAGAAUGUUAGAAGGGAUUUUGGCAGGAUUAGUGUUCCAUAAUCAAAAUUUAAUAAACUUGUAUUUAAAACUUUGUGAGGGCUCUAUUUUGAAUGGAGUAUACAAUUUUCUUAAAAACUUCAGUUCUA
Ziziphus jujuba (common jujube) is the source of this 1262-nucleotide messenger RNA. Its product is annotated as delta(7)-sterol-C5(6)-desaturase. The record is from RefSeq and is a predicted model, not a curated record. Lineage: Eukaryota; Viridiplantae; Streptophyta; Magnoliopsida; Rosales; Rhamnaceae. Gene Ontology annotation, biological process: lipid biosynthetic process. The coding region runs from base 171 to 1001 and encodes 276 amino acids. Gene Ontology annotation, molecular function: oxidoreductase activity; iron ion binding. The transcript has 3 exons.